AUAAUACUAUAUAGGGUAAGUACUAAUAGUAAUAGUAAAAUUAAUUAGUGUGCGAUUGUCACCAUUAUCUCUGUCUCCAAAAAUAGUAAAGAGCCACACGGAGACUGGAACAUUUUAGAUAUCGCUUACAACUUCAACUUCAAUUUCAAAUCCCUAUACCACCUUUUAUUUCUACUCCUCUUCUUCUUUAUAACACCACCACCACCACAUCUACACCAUGAGUUACUAUUCAGAAAAGGAUCCAUUGUUAGGUCGUAAACGUUCAUUACCUCAUGAAUCAGAGAUUUCAACCAUCACUUGCCCUUCAUUUACGUCAUUAUUAACAAAACCAUUCCAAUGUUUACCUCAAUUAACCAAACAAUUGAAAGAAACUUAUAUGACAGACGAUGAAGAUAUCGAUUAUUCUGAUGAUGAUGAUGAAUUACCUGAUUUACCUUAUGUUGUUAAACCAAUCACUUUAAGUGUUUCUGCCUUAAGUCAAGCCGAUAAAUUGACCGAGUUAAGAAAACUUAUGAAACAUCAUAACAUCGGAGUCUAUAUUAUCCCAUCAGAAGAUGAACAUCAAUCGGAAUAUACUGCUUUAACUGAUAAAGGAAGAGAAUUCAUCUCUGGUUUUACUGGAAGUGCAGGUAUUGCCGUUGUAACUCUUGAUGAUGGUGAGAAAUUAACGGGGGAAGCAGCCUUAUCAACAGAUGGAAGAUACUUUUUACAAGCUGAAAAACAAUUAGAUCCUAAACAUUGGAAAUUAUUAAAACAAGGUUUACCAUCAAAUCCAACUUGGAAUAAAUUCGCUAUUGAAAAAGCUAUUCAUAAUGAUUUUAGUAAUGUUAUUUCUUGUGAUCCAAAAUUAAUUAAUUUAACUAUCGGAGAAUAUUUUAAUAGAGUAAGAUUAUUAAAUUAUAGAAGUAAAUUUGAAUUCAAACCUUUAUAUGAAGUAAACUUGAUUGAUCAAGUUUGGGGUUCAGAAAAACCUCCAAGAUCUUUAGAUCCAAUUUAUCAUUUACCUUUGAAAUUCUCCGGUAAACAUACCAAUGAUAAAAUAGCUGAUAUCAGAGAAUUAUUAAAAUCUCCUAAAUAUAACAGUACUCAUUUGAUAGUUACUGCUCUUGAUGAAAUCGCUUGGUUAUUCAAUUUAAGAUCUGAUACUGAUAUUCCAUUCAAUCCAACUUUCUUUUCUAAUGCCAUUAUCACUUUAGAUUCAGUUAUUUUAUAUGUUAAUAAAGUUAAGAUUGAUAAUGGAACUCCAGAACUUCAUGCUUAUUUGGAUUCUAUUACCGGUUUGGAAAUCAAACAAUAUGAAUCAUUUUACGCUGAUUUAUCAGAAUUGAAAGUUACAGUUGAUAAUUCAGAACUUGCUAUUGUUUUACCUACCAAAGAAGCAACUACUUUUGCGUUAUUUGAUUCUUUACCAAUAUCAGUUGCUAAAAGAUCAGUCAUUCAUGAAUCGAUUGUCUCCAAUAUGAAAAUCUUCAAGAACUCAACUGAAUUAUUCAAUGCCAAAAUCGCUCAAUAUAAAGAUUCCUUAGCUUUCAUCUUAUUUUCAUCAUGGUUAAAUCAUCAAUUAGUCAAGAAAAGAAAAGUGAUUUCCGAAUAUGAUGCCGCCUGUAAAAUAUAUUCCAUCAGAGAAAAAUUACCUAAUUUUAAAGGGUUAUCAUAUGAAACGAUUUCUUCCACUGGACCUAAUGCUGCCAUCAUUCAUUAUGCUCCUACCAAAGAUGAUAAUGCAAUCAUCGAUCCUAAGAAGAUUUACCUUAUUGAUUCGGGAGCUCAUUAUUUAGAAGGUACUACUGAUAUAACCAGAACUUAUAAAUUCGGAUAUGAUGGUUUAAAUGAUAGAUAUAAAAAGUUCUAUACCUUAGUGUUAAAGGGACAUUUAGCCGUUGCUAUGGCUAAAUUUCCUCCCAAUUCAAAAAAUACAGGGGCUAUCCUCGAUGGGUAUGCCAGACAACCAUUAUGGAAUGAAGGAUUAGAUUUUAAUCAUGGUACAGGUCAUGGGGUAGGAAGUUUUGGUAAUGUUCAUGAAGGUCCCUUAUCGAUACUGACCACUACCGGAGGUCCAAGCCAAAUUGAUGUUUAUAAACCAGGAGGUAUUUUAACUGAUGAACCAGGUUAUUAUGUUGAUGGAGAAGUUGGAUUCAGAAUUGAAAGUGAACUUGAAAUAGUUGAAUGUGGAGAAGCAGUGGGUAAAACUAGAAGUGGAGAUAACUUUUUAGGAUUUGGAUAUUUGACUAAAGUACCAUUCUGUCGGAAAUUAAUAGACACAAGUAUAUUAUCUCCAGUUGAAAUUAAUUGGAUAAAUGAAUAUCAUAAGAGUGUUAAAGAAGAUUUCGGUGAGAAGUUGUUAGAGAUGGGGGAUAAAAGAGCUUAUAAUUGGUUGACUAAAGAAGUUGAACCAUUACUGAUUUAGAUAUAUAUAUACUUAUAAUAAUAUUAAAAAU
Molecule: messenger RNA, 2438 nt
Organism: Scheffersomyces coipomensis
Lineage: Eukaryota; Fungi; Ascomycota; Pichiomycetes; Serinales; Debaryomycetaceae
Exons: 1
Coding region: 218-2407 (729 amino acids)
Source: RefSeq, a predicted model, not a curated record